AUGUCACUCCAGUAUGCUUCACCUGCCGGUCUUAGUGACAGAUCCGCAGGCAAGCAGAUUUCCCCAGUGUUUCCAAAGACCAGAAACAGCUUGUGGGACAAGACAAGCAGGGGUCAGCCAAUCUUCCUUCAUGUGGGCCAUUACAGGAAGCCGAGGAUCUGUGUCCCUGAGAAGAUCCUCAAGCUUGUCCAGCACCAGUGUGAGAACUAUGGUCAGUGCAGUUAUGUGUUGCUUGGAUCAUUGGUUAUUGAUGCUGACGGAGAAGGCGUACAGGUUCAGGUGGACAGACUGGACACCAGAACCAACAUCCCGCUGACCAGUGUAGACCUAACUGUUGGAAGUGUAGCUGUCAGUUUUCAGGUGACAAACAAUGCAGCCUGUGAGAGGGCGGCGUCUGCUGAUGACUAUGUCCAUGCCUUGAAGCUUUUGCAAAGUCGAUGCUGCGGCAAAGACAGCAUAGACCUGUCUGAGUUCAUAUACCUGUGCGGCUAUGGCUCCUUCUACAGCAAUGCUCACACCACGGUGGCACACCUGGACUUUGACCUACUGACCUUGGCCACUGUGUUUAAGUGCACGCCAAUAACACCUGUCCCUGUGGCUGUUACAGCAUUGUCUAAAAAUCUGGCCACUCCCAGGAAUCUCAGCUCUCUGCAAGGAACUCCAAAAACUGGGUACCUCACGAUGGACAGCACCAGAAAAGUCAUGCUGGUUUUAGAGUCUGACCCAAAGUGUGUCAGCUUGCCUAUUGUUGGAAUAUGGGUCUCAGGUGUGGAGUUUCUACAUCACCCAUUUGUGUGGGCAGCUUGUUUGAGAUACAUCCACUGUACUCACCUACAGGACAGGGUGUGUGCUCCUCCUGAAGAGUUCCUGUUGGCCUUGUACAGGCCCCUCCAGACCAGGCCAGAGUUUUAUCAGUGUGCUUCCAGCUUCGGAGAUUCCUGCCUGCAGUUUGGGCUCAGCACAGGCCAUAAAACCAUCAACAUGGACAAGGUGCUGGCAAGUCCUAGCAGUGGUGACUUUGUAGAAGUGGAGAUGGGUCUGGUUGAGGAUGAACAGAAGAGAGAAAUCUUUGACGCUGCCAAACAACAGCAUAGCAACAGUGUGUUUGUAAAGGAUCCAGGCUUUGCUGGGCAGGAAGACUUGGAACCACGCUCUGCACCAGUGCCUCAUGCCGAGAAAGUGCCAGUUUUCCGUCCUCAAGUGCCAGACGUAUCAGUGUUGUGGACGGACCAGUAUGAGCAUUUCACCAGUCCUGCACCAGUACCGGCGAUGCCAAGUAACAAACUUGCCUCAUGGCAGAAUCCAGCAGCAAGGUCUCAGGUUGAACCUCUUUCAGAACAGCAUUAUCCUGAACACAGUUUCUCUCGUCCACAUUUGACCACGACUUUAGAUAGUCAGCGAUUGACCGGGCACUACCAGCAGCCACAAGUGCUGCAGACUAGGUCACCACUGUCGUUUCAGUACACACCAUCAAGACAACAUUUGGGAGCCGCAGCACCCAACACCCAGCAGUUGUUGCCUUCAUCUCCACACAGCUCACAUAAUUUUUAUGUCAAUGAUAAAGGGAUUUCACCAACUCCGACUGCUGUCACUCAUGGAUACCUAUCCAACCCCCAAAACAUGUCUCCUCAUCUUGUCACAACACCUGGGUUGCUACGGCACUGCACUCCACCAGCACCUCAAACCUCACAACCCACACCAUCCUCUCACAUGAUCUCUUCUAGCAGAACAAAUUGUCUUGCCUCUGUAGCAGGGCCUAGUUCUCAAAACAGAAACCAGUGUUUGCCUACACCAACAUCAGCUCACGUUAAUAGCCAGGCUCUUCCGUUUCCACAAUUUGGUAGUAAUGAUCAUACUAUUCAUGAUCAGAAUGCCUGUAGUUCCAAUUCCCCCAACCUAAAUACCAAGAAGCACCAGAAUGUUGAUCAUUUCCAGUUUAUGAACACUUCAGUUGCCAACGAAGGGCAGCAACAAGGAGUCCCAUCUCCACAAGUUCAUACUCAAGCACACAAUGGUAACUGGAACCCUCCUGUGGUGUUUACCCCUCAGCCUCAUCCGCUGUCUUCCACUAAGGGCUUGCAGAAUUAUAAGGAAAGUUUAAAGACUAUAAGUGAAGAGGGUUCAUUGUCACAGACAUUGCUGCCGCAUCUGGAACAGCCAAGUACUAGGAUGUUUGAUGUUAAUGACCAUGCUAAAACUGCAGAAUCAAAUGGCAGCUCUUUGAGGUUGCCAAGCAUCAACAGCAGUGUUAGGUCUAGUGCUGAAGACAGUGGGCUUGAUGCCUCGUCUGACAGACUCAACAUAUCUCUACCUCAGCACCGAGCUGAUUCCCUGACACCUACAAAUUCAUACCCAGCCACGACUAAGACCUCAGCUUGUACCUGUGCUUCAGCUUCUUGCACCCAACAGAAUCCUGUAGAGAGCAUCAAGUGGGAGCAGGUUCCUCCUGCAGUCGUCACACUGCUGGUUCAACAGAGUGAGCUUCUCAAGCAGCUCCAACAGCAGGUUCAGAUGCUCAAGUCAGAGAUUGCUGAGACAAACAAGGCCUCUCCCCCAGACCAGGGCAGCCCAGCAUCCAGAAAUCAGCAGAAAGUUUCUGUGGCUGUCAACACCAGUUUUGUGAACCAUCAGACUGCUGCAACACAAGAUCACUGUGAUAGUAAAGCUACGCAGGUUACUCCAGUACGGCAUAGUUCGCGACAGCAAGAGUUCACCUCACCGGCUGCUUCCUAUGUUCAAAAUUCAGUGAGGGUGCCAGCAGAAGCCAGUCAAACGCCUGCUGGUCAUCACAUUACUGCAGCUGCAUCAUCUGUUGGUUAUCAGUCUCCCCAAGGGUCAUCUAGUUGUGUCCAGAAGGAUGUCAGCCAGAGAGAGUUUGACAGAAAUGUCUCCAGCAUGCAGUCGUUUGAGCGCACAGAGAACACAGACUUGGAGUCUGAAUGUGCCUCAUUUAUUGACAGAAGCCAGUCAGACAGAAGCCCCUCGAGUGCCAGUGAAUAUAACAGACAGGCACAGGAGUCCUGUUCCACAGUUGGUGUAGAUGCUGCAGACCCUAACCAGUUCUUCUGUCAUAUUAUGGCUGGCUCCGUGACGAUGCAUUCAAUGUUUGGGACAGAUCCCAACCAGACCACGGAGAUGAAUGCUCUAGCUAUGAAAUACCUCAGCGAUGAGCAGCUGACAGCGGUUGCAAAACUCCGGCAGACGGCCCCGAGCAGGUCUCACAGUGCUGCAUACUCUGCCAAAAUUCUAGAACAGGUCAUGAAUGGGUGUACAUCUUCGAUGGCUGGAAACAUUUCAGCGGCAGAUAUGUCCCAUUUUGGGAUGUCUUCUUGUGAUAUGACCAUGGAUACAUUGAUGUACUUGCAGAAAUAUGGACUUUUAGGAAAUGAUAGAUCCAUCUUGGGGGUUUCCAUGCUGGGUGCUGAUGUGAAACUGCGAACUGACUUCAGCAUCAUGACAAUUGGAAGUUCUGCUGGGGGAACUAACUUGAGUCCAACAACCACUGGUGAUGAGGAGCAAUUCCUGCAGUUACAUGAAGAUCCAGAGGUGAGCAGUGACCAUGUGCCAUCUCCUGCCAGAGUUGAAGCUCCCGCUCAUGCAAAUAAUGAAAACUUGCUUCUCCUUAACGCCAAACCUGCCAGCAACCAAAGAGGCAUGGGAGCAUCUCUGAUGCUGCCUGCCUCCAGGAACUCUUCUAAGGAUGCACAGCAAAGAUAUGCUAAUGGAGAUCAGUUCAAAGUUCAAGGUAACAGUCGCAGGCGAAAUGUUCUACAGGAGGUUUCACCACAAGCUUUUGUCAACGUGAAAACUGGAGAUCAUUUUUCACCUCUUGUAAAAGCAUGGUCCGAGGAGGAAGAGGGGGAGAAACAUUCACUUGACCUUGAAACGUUGAAACAGUUGCCAAAAUUGUUAUAG
Messenger RNA from Candidula unifasciata, 3915 nucleotides. NCBI's taxonomy places the organism in Eukaryota, Metazoa, Mollusca, Gastropoda, Stylommatophora, Geomitridae. The record is from the annotation of a GenBank genome assembly.